AUGGAUUUUAUAUGGGCAACAACUUUAAUUGUUGGUCUGUUAGUAUAUGCCUUCUAUGAGCUGCUAAACAUUCAGAAGAGAAAAAGGUUUCCUCCAGGUCCAAAAGGGCUUCCCAUUUUUGGACAUCUUCAUUUGUUAGGUAAAAAUCUACACCAAGAUUUACAAAAACUAGCCAAGAAACAUGGUCCUAUUAUGUAUGUACGAUUGGGAUUAGUACCUGCAAUCGUUGUCUCGUCAGCUGAUGCAGCUGAGAAGUUCCUCGAGACAUAUGAUCACAUCUUUGCUAGUAGGCCUCAUCACGAAGCAUCCCAGUAUUUGGGUUAUGGCCAGAAGAAUUUGACUUUUGCAAAGUAUGGAGCAUAUUGGCGUAACAUGCGCAAACUGUGCACUGUUCACCUUUUGAAUAGCCACAAGAUGAAUUCAUUUCGAUUCAUGAGAAAGCAAGAAGUUGAACUUCUGAUUGAAUCGCUUAAAGAACAAGCUGAUGAUAGCGUUGCUGUUGAUCUUAAUGCAAAGAUUACGUCGUUGAAUGCUAACUUGACUUGCUUAAUGGUGUUUGGAAACAAAUACAUGGAUGAGGACUUGGAUAAGAGGGGAUUCAAGGCUGUAGUUCAAGAUGUCGUGCAUUUAGCAGGAACACCAAAUCUUAGAGAUUUUUUCCCAUUUCUUGGUGUUAUUGAUCUCCAGGGAUUCACUCGCAAACUCAAGGAUCUUUCAAAGGUGCUUGAUAAGUUUGUUGAGAGGAUCAUUGAUGAUCAUGUUCAGUCUCAUGACCAGAAACAAACUAAGGACUUUGUGGAUACUAGGAUGGAGAUUAUGCAAUCAGAAGAAACAGAAUUUCAGUUUGAUCGUCGACAUAUAAAAGCUAUCCUCUUAGACAUGUUUAUUGCAGCAAUGGACACUUCAGCCACAUCAGUAGAAUGGAUACUCACUGAGCUUCUAAGGCACCCUCAAGCAAUGAAGAAAUUACAAAGAGAGCUAGAAGAAGUUGUAGGCAUGGACAGAAUGGUUGAAGAAUCAGACCUGAAGAAAUUAAAGUACUUAGACAUGGUUGUAAAAGAGGGCCUGAGGCUGCAUUCCAUAGUGCCAGUAAUGCAUCAUGAGGCCAUGGAAGAUUGUGCAGUCGAUGGCUUCCACAAACAAAAGGGAUCACGAAUCAUGAUAAAUUGUUAUGCGAUUCAGAGAGAUCCAAAUGUUUGGCCUGAGCCUGAGAAGUUUUUGCCAGAGAGAUUUGUCUGGAGCAGCAUAGAUAUCCGUGGACGCCACUUCCAACUUUUACCAUUUAGCUCUGGUAGAAGAAGCUGCCCCGGAAUGCAGUUGGGGAUUACUAUUGUUCACCUUGUGGUUGCACAAUUGGUGCACUGCUUUGAUUGGGAGAUUCCAAAUGGUAUGCAGCCUCUUGAUUUAGACGUUGAUGAGCAGUUUGGGAUAGUAUUGUGCAAAGAAAAGCCUUUGAUGGUUAUUCCAACCUAUUUGAGUUCUGGUGUUUUCGCACCUGUGGUGGGGAGACAGCAGGUGCGGGAGAUCAGACGCAGAAGUGGAUUUGGAAGCAGUGGUCAGGGUAGCACGUGCGAGGAAAAUGCAUGCCCACAGAUGCGCUCCAGGACCCGCAGGAGCGGAAGAAGACAGCAGAAAUGGACAUGGUUCCAUAGAUCCAGGUACCUCCUACUAGCCUCGCUUUUUGUUGCAGUCGUUGCUGUUCCGGAGACUUCAAGCCACUAUUUUAAAAGGCGAAAAUGGGGCGAGCCCAGGGCCGUGCUUAGAAUAGCAAAAAUGCCUCGGGCAACCUUGAGGGGAAAAAGUACCGAAAAGCACUGUCUUAGGCUUUCGCCUAGGCAUGCGUAA
Nicotiana attenuata is the source of this 1845-nucleotide messenger RNA. Its product is annotated as cytochrome P450 CYP736A12-like. Gene Ontology annotation, molecular function: monooxygenase activity; heme binding; oxidoreductase activity, acting on paired donors, with incorporation or reduction of molecular oxygen. The coding region runs from base 1 to 1845 and encodes 614 amino acids. The transcript has 5 exons. The record is from RefSeq and is a predicted model, not a curated record. NCBI's taxonomy places the organism in Eukaryota, Viridiplantae, Streptophyta, Magnoliopsida, Solanales, Solanaceae.